Molecule: messenger RNA, 3729 nt
Organism: Lathyrus sativus (Indian pea)
Lineage: Eukaryota; Viridiplantae; Streptophyta; Magnoliopsida; Fabales; Fabaceae
Source: the annotation of a GenBank genome assembly
AUGAAUCAAACUACUGCAGCCACUAAAGACUCUGAAGAAGCCGAGCCCUUGGCUCUCUCUAUGCCCCAAUCUCAAGAACUGCCUAACGAAUCCGAUUACAACGAAUCGGUCUCUGCUGAAGAGCAAGAGGUUGUUGAAGAGGACAAGUCUCCAAUUGAUCAACCAAUGGAGGAGGAUUCGGUUAGUCCUUCCACUGUUUUCACUAUCAGGCUUAAACAGUCUAAGUCUAAUUUGCAGCACAAGAUGAGUGUUCCUGAACUAUGUCGCAAUUUCAGUGCUGUUUCCUGGUGUGGAAAACUAAAUGCAGUAGCUUGUGCCGCCGAAACAUGUGCCAGAAUUCCAAGUUCUACAGCUAAUCCACCAUUUUGGAUCCCUAUACAUAUUGUGAUUCCGGAGAGGCCGACUGAAUGUGCAGUAUUCAAUGUCAUAGCAGAUUCUCCUCGCGAUUCAGUUCAGUUUAUAGAAUGGUCCCCCACCUCUUGUCCCCGGGCAUUACUGGUUGCGAAUUUCCACGGGAGGGUCACUAUUUGGACUCAACCUUCUCAAGGUCCAGCUAAUCUUGUCCGUGAUGCUAGCUCUUGGCAGCGUGAGCAUGAGUGGCGGCAAGAUAUUGCAGUUGCUACAAAGUGGCUAUCAGGAGUGUCUCCGUAUAGGUGGCUAUCAUCCAAAUCGAGUGGUGCUACAAAUCCGAAGCUUACAUUUGAGGAAAAGUUUCUUUCACAACAAUCUCAAACUUCAGCUAGAUGGCCCAAUUUUCUCUGCGUCUGUUCUGUGUUCUCAUCUGGCUCAGUUCAACUUCACUGGUCCCAGUGGCCUCCUAGUCAGAAUGGCUCAACACCGAGGUGGUUUUACACCAGUAAAGGACUUUUAGGUUGUGGGCCCAGUGGCAUUAUGGCUGGUGAUGCCAUCAUAACAGAUAGUGGUGCCAUGCAUGUUGCAGGUGUACCAAUUGUUAACCCGUCCACCAUCGUUGUCUGGGAGGUCACACCUGGUCCUGGAAACUUCCAAGCAACUCCGAUGACAAGUGUCACACCUGGUGUCCCGCCACUUAUCCCACCCAACUGGGCUGGUUUUGCACCUCUAGCUGCAUAUUUAUUUUCUUGGCAAGAUUAUCUAUUAUCUCAAGCAAAGCAAGGAAACAAGCUGACUGACAUAAACAUCAGCGAUGCUUUACUUCUAUACUGCUCACCGGUUUCAAAUUUUUCAGCAUAUGUGAGUCCUGAAGCUGCAGCUCAGUCUGCAGCAACCACUACAUGGGGUUCUGGUGUAACAGCAGUGGCCUUUGAUCCAACUUGUGCUGGUUCUGUGAUAGCUGUUGUGAUAGUUGAGGGACAGUACAUGUCUCCUUCUGAUCCAGAUGAAGGCCCUUCAGUUACAGGAUGGAGAGUGCAACGCUGGGAAUCGUCUUUACAGCAUGUUGUUCUCCAUCCUAUAUUUGGGAGCCCUACCUCUAGUAUGGGUGGACAACCUCCUAUGCAAACUGUUUGGCAAUCCAAAGUGAACCUGAGCAUACCUCCAACAAAUGAUUUCAAGAACCAUCAAUCGCCUGGUAUUGGAAUCGCUACUGAUGUGCAAAAGGCAUCUGAACAUAUUCCGGAUAAAUCAAAGCGGGUCAAUUUUGAUCCAUUUGAUCUUCCAAGUGAUGUUAGGACACUUGCUCGAAUUGUUUACUCUGCUCAUGGUGGUGAAAUUGCGAUUGCUUUCCUUCGGGGUGGCGUCCAUAUCUUCUCUGGUCCAAAUUUCACACCUGUAGACAACUAUCAAAUUGCAGUUGGAUCUGCAAUUGCUGCUCCUGCUUUUUCAUCAACAAGCUGCUGUUCAGCUUCUGUUUGGCAUGAUAUUAGUAAUAAUUAUACAAUAUUGAAAAUAAUUCGGGUUCUUCUUCCUCCCAUUCCUGUUAGUCAAGUAAAGGCCAACUCAUCAACAUGGGAGCGUGCAAUUGCUGAAAGGUUUUGGUGGAGCCUAUUGGUUGGAGUUGAUUGGUGGGAUGCUGUCGGCUGCACCCAGAGUGCUGCUGAGGAUGGUAUCGUUUCACUUAACAGCGUCAUUGCGGUUUUGGAUGCGGAUUUCCAUUCUCUUCCUUCUGUGCAGCACAGGCAACAAUAUGGUCCUAGUCUUGACAGGAUAAAGUGUAGGCUACUGGAAGGUUCAAAUGCCCAAGAGGUCAGGGCCAUGGUUCUAGAUAUGCAAGCCAGGUUGUUGUUGGAUAUGCUCGGGAGAGGGAUUGAGUCUGCAUUAAUAAAUUCUUCAGCAUUAGUGCCCGAGCUUUGGCAAGCAUCUAGCGAAACAUUAUCCAACAUUGACCCUGAAACAAUGGCUGUUGAGCCUGCAUUAAUUCCUUCUGUUCAGGCUUAUGUUGAUUCGAUUCUUGAUUUAGCUUCACAUUUUAUUACCCGUCUGCGACGUUAUGCAAGUUUCUGUCGCACAUUGGCUAGUCAUGCUGUGACUGCAGGCACUGGAAGCAACCGCAGCAUGGUUGCCAGUCCUACCCAAAGUUCAGCAACUCCUGCAACAAGUCAGGGAGGUCAAAAUGGCGGCACCAGCUCUAUGGGAAGCACACAGUUGCAGACCUGGGUACAAGGGGCUAUUGCCAAGAUUAGCAACACAACUGACGGAGGGUCGAACCCAACUCCUAAUCCCAUCAGCGGCCCUUCAUCAUUUAUGCCUAUUAGCAUUAAUACAGGAACAUUUCCCGGAACACCUGCAGUUAGACUUAUUGGAGACUGUCAUUUCCUUCACAGACUAUGCCAACUUUUGCUCUUCUGUUUUUUCUUUCGACGAACUCUACUUCCUCGCUAUAUGGGGUCUGCAAAUAGAACUACCGAUACAACUGGACAGAAAUCUAAUGCUCCUGCUUCUGGCAAAGUGGAGGAGAUUGCAAAGCCAGUUUCAACCGUGGCCAAGACAGAAGAUGGUCUGAUGGGACGAUCUGGUCAGCUUAUGUCUGGGCCAAAAGGAAGUGAAGAAGCACCUUCUGGACGUUCAAGAUUGGGUAGUGGAAAUGCUGGCCAAGGAUAUACGUUUGAAGAGGUCAAGGUGCUUUUUAUGAUGCUUAUGGAACUAUGUCGCCGAACAGCUGGGCUGCAACACCCAUUACCAGUAUCUCAGGUAGGGAGCAGCAACAUUCAAGUUCGGCUGCAUUAUAUUGAUGGGAACUAUACUGUACUGCCUGAGGUUGUGGAGGCAUCCCUUGGUCCGCAUAUGCAGAAUAUGCCCCGUCCCAGAGGUGCAGAUGCUGCUGGUCUUCUACUACGCGAGCUAGAACUUCACCCUCCAGCAGAAGAGUGGCAUCGACGGAAUAUGUUUGGUGGACCAUGGUCUGAUCCCGAGGAUAUGGAUUGUGCAAAUGAUCAACCUAAAGUUGUUUGUUCUGAUCCACUUGAUUUCAGCUCAAUAGAGCAUUGUGAUGCCUACUAUGGAACUCAUCACUUAUGGCCAAGGAAGCGUAGGCUGUCUGAAAGAGAUGCAGCUUUUGGGUUGAACACUUCUGUGGGCUUGGGUGCUUAUCUUGGUAUAAUGGGAUCUCGGAGAGAUGUUGUUACCGCAACUUGGAAAACUGGCCUUGAAGGGGUUUGGUACAAGUGCAUAAGAUGUCAGCGGCAGACUUCUGCUUUUGCUUCUCCCAGUUCUACUACAUCUCCUGGUCAGAGUGACAGGGAAUUCUGGUGGAUCAGCAGAUGGGCAUAUGGCUGCCCCAUGUGUGGUGGAACAUGGGUUCGAGUUGUAUAG